CCUCCCUAUUUUAAUGCUAGCUAAGAUGGUGGUUUGAGCGUAAAUUGUCUCUACAAUACCAAGACAAGAAAGGGGCAAAACACCUUUAUAGCCUUUGAACUGAAACAGAACAACACAUCUGCGGUUAUCUUAAGUGACCGUUUACACAGAAUUUCACAUUUUAGACACAUUGGCUUACAGUCCCCGCCCAAUUUGGUGUGACUCCCUUGAAGUGGAAUCUAAGCUAAAUACGGACAGGCCUCGUGUUCUGUGACCAUCUUCACCACUCACCUGCGGCGCCAUAGGAUGUCCCACAGCCCUGAAAUGAAGGACGACCCCAUGGAGUGCCCACUGUGCAUGGAGCCACUGGAGAUAGAUGACGUCAACUUCUUCCCCUGCACUUGCGGCUACCAGAUCUGCCGCUUUUGUUGGCACCGCAUCCGCACAGAUGAGAAUGGCCUUUGUCCUGCCUGCAGAAAGCCGUACCCUGAGGACCCCGCUGUCUACAAGCCCCUGUCACAGGAGGAGAUUCAGAGGAUAAAGAAUGAAAAGAAGCAAAAACAGAACGAAAAGAAACAGAAGGUGACAGAGAACCGCAAGCAUCUGGCCAGUGUCCGUGUGGUGCAAAGAAACCUGGUGUUUGUGGUUGGUCUUUCACAGCGACUCGCCGACCCAGAGGUUCUAAAAAGACCUGAAUAUUUUGGCAAAUUUGGCAAAAUUCACAAAGUGGUCAUCAACAACAGCACAUCGUAUGCAGGUUCACAGGGGCCCAGUGCAAGCGCUUAUGUCACCUACAUCCGCCCGGAGGAUGCUCUGAGAGCAAUACAGUGUGUAAACAAUGUAGUGGUUGAUGGCAGAACACUCAAGGCUUCCUUGGGGACAACAAAAUACUGCAGUUACUUUCUCAAAAGUAUGCAGUGUCCCAAACCUGAUUGUAUGUAUCUACAUGAGCUGGGGGAUGAAGCAGCUAGUUUUACAAAAGAAGAAAUGCAGGCUGGAAAACAUCAAGAAUAUGAGCAGAAACUUCUAGACCUUUGUAAAAUUAAUCCUAGUUUUCAACAACCCCCAACAUGUGCAACAGAGAAGUCAAAGAGUAAAACCAACUCCACACAAAGAACCAAUAAUAGCAAUGGGAAAGAUGGGUGGCCAACACUGUCGUCGGGGCAUAAUAAACUGGUUAAUGGACUUUCAGAAGAUCGCAAGUCCCCUCCACUUCUAGACUAUCUAGACCAAGAAGGUCUCACUUCAGAUGGGUUAGACUCAGAACUCGCUUCAGUCCAACGAACCGCUUUGUCCCCCUUUUCUUCAAACUGUGACAGUAACAGCCCCAGUGACAAACCUCCGGAGUCCAUCAGUUUGGUUAAUGGAGAGACUUUACCACAGAUGCCCACCAGUGACUCCCCCUCCCCUCCUCCUGGUUUAACAAAGCCCAGUUUGGUGGUGCCCAUCAGUGUCUCAGACCUCACAGCCCGCUCUCCCUUUGAGGGGGCAGCUGCUGAGUCCCAAUCCCUGUUUUCAGACAACAGCAACUUCAGACAUCCAAACCCUCUCCCUGCUGGCCUUGCUCCAUUCCCCAGCUCCCCCCGUGGCAACUCAGACUGGCCCAUGACCCCUGAACCACAAAGCCUCUUCACCUCAGACACAAUACCAGUGUCUUCCUCCACAGACUGGCAGGCAGCCUUCGGCUUUGGCUCGUCCAGUAAACAACAGGACGAUGACCUAGGCUUCGAUCCUUUUGACGUCACCCGUAAGGCCUUGGCAGAUCUGAUUGAGAAGGAGCUGUCUGUUCAGGAUCAGAGCCCUUCGUCCCCAGGACCCCUUUCUCAGGGGACUAACCACAGCCCAGGUCUGCUCCCUCUAAACCCUAACAGCUCCCACCAUUUCCCCAGCGGCCUUCCACGCCACCCCCAACUCCACCACAGAGCCAUAUACAACUCUUUCAGUUUUCCCGGAAGUCAGCCAAACCAAGCCAGUCAACAGCAGCCCUCCCCCAGACACCCGUGGAUGAGCGUCCCCACACGGAAUAACCUCACACACUUGAACCACUCAGCCAGCGCUGCCUCACACAGUCAUUUCCUGGACCUGAAUCUGCCCCCUCAGCACAACACAGGCCUGGGAGGGAUCCCCAUUUCAGAAAACAGUGGCUCUAUAGACGGCUUAAAUGUGAAAGAAUGGCAGGAUGGUCUGAGAGCGCUUUUACCAAACAUCAAUAUCAACUUCGGUGGUCUCCCAAACUCAUCGUCCUCUUCAUCGUCCUCCUCCUCCAAUAGUGUUAAUCACGUUGGCGGGCCGACAGGGCCGGCAGGUAUCUCCCACAGCCUCAGCUGGGACGGUACAGCCAGCUGGAUGGAUCCUGCAAUCAUCACAGGUAUCCCGGCCUCAGGCAGCAGUUUAGACUGUCUUCAGGACGAUAACCCUCCUCACUGGCUCAAGUCACUGCAGGCUCUCACAGAAAUGGACGGCCCAGCCAGCUCAGCAGUGCCCACUCCCGCGCCCCUUCACAGUGGCCUCCUUGACGCUCAUCUUCCCAUCCCGCACAGAGCCGCCGGCGGCUGGGCUCCCUACCUGCCCCCUCCCACAGCCAACCCCAGCCAAUUCCACUCCCCACCCCCAGGCUUCCAGACGGCUUUCAGACCCCCGGGACAGCCUGCCACAGAGCUGCUACAGAGUGCCGCUGUGGACCGCCACUGAACAGACUUCAGCAGACACCCAUUUGUUCCCCACUACCACUUUAUACCCACUCAUCCUGUACCUCUUCCCUGUCCCAACGCAAUACACACCAAUCUGCAGAGUAUAAAAUUAUUAACAAAGUAACAGACAUGCUUUCUUCUUUUUCUCCUUCCUUUUUGUCAACUCCAAAGGCCUGUAUGUUUUUGUUUGUGGCACAAAGUUCCCUUUGUCUUCUACCAUCACCACUCCUUAGACCUAGUUCUGGGCAAUAUGUUUGGGAUCCAUUGUGUAGCUUACAGUUAAUGGAGAGCACAAGAGUACGUCCAGAAUGUGCAGGUAACACAAGUCUAACUCCACAAAUAGCAGUGAAACAAAUUAGCUUAAGAGAGGUCUGUUUUAAAAGUUACUAAUGCUAAAGCAUGAGCAACAUUUGUGUUUGAAAGUUGAAAUUGUCAUGAUUAGUUUGUAAGGAAUGAUGCAAGCUGUGAAUCUGCUCUAGAAGCUUUGCCCCAAAGUCCCUCACCCUCCCUGGUCUCACGGGGGACUGUGAAACGGUUAGCCCUUAUAGCAAAUCCAUUCAAACAGACAAUAGGGGAGGUCAGCAUUGGCUUUUUAAGAAUAGUUUUCAAAGAAGUGUAAAAAGAACAGAGUUGGUUAGUGAAUGCAUAUGUCACAGGGUAGUGGUGGGUGCAGGCUGUGCAUGGGCUCCCUGUAGGGUAGGGCCGACACUUGGCCCAUAUUCCCUUCUGUAGAAGGCCCCGUGGCCCCUUCUCGCUGAAAGGGAGAAUUUGCUGAACCUCUGUAUCAGAGGAUAGAGCACUGCCUACAGCAGGGAGCCAGGGCUUUGGGAGAUGGUGGCGCAACCUGAGCACUAGGGUUAGACUCGUACUCACAGUGCCACUGUGUGGUAGCUGCAGUAGUUAGCCCUGUCACAGACAGCCACCCAACAAACAGAACCAUGAUGAGAGCUUAUUGCAUGUCUAAUACUGAGGGUAGCGCAGGCUUAACGGGUCCCUGUGUUCCACCAGGAGGGUCAAAUGAGGCCUUAACUUGGACAGAUGAGAGAGGAGCUUGAGUGAUUGGAGGUGGGAGUCUAGUGUCAGUGACUGCUGAAAAAUAUGCAAACCUGUAUGUGACUUCAGCAGCUGUAUGUGAGUGUCUACACAGGAUGGUGCUAAACAAGAUAUCAAGCACCGCAGCAGUGAUCCAUGGACCUCUCAGCCUUUAGAAUUUAAGAUUGAACUUCACAACCACCGCCUUUUUUUUUUUUUUUUUUUUUUGAAGUCUUAAAUUCAAAUCUGUGUUUGCUCUGUCCCUCUCGCUCUCCCCUGCCCCCCCUUUGCUGUUCCCUGUUUAACAGUAUUCACAUAAAUGAACAAAUUCAUCCAGGAGAAAUCAACACAGAGUCAUACUGUGGGUUUUAACAAUGAUGUGACGAGAAAAAAAUACAUUGAGGCGCUUAAAGGAAGUGAACUGUCCUCUGCAGGUCUGGAAAAAUGAACCUUAAAUAAAACUGAAAACUCUGACGUAA
Boleophthalmus pectinirostris (great blue-spotted mudskipper) is the source of this 4180-nucleotide messenger RNA. RefSeq names its product CCR4-NOT transcription complex, subunit 4a (gene cnot4a). Gene Ontology annotation, biological process: protein ubiquitination. Lineage: Eukaryota; Metazoa; Chordata; Actinopteri; Gobiiformes; Gobiidae. The record is from RefSeq and is a predicted model, not a curated record. The transcript has 13 exons. Gene Ontology annotation, cellular component: CCR4-NOT complex. Gene Ontology annotation, molecular function: RNA binding; metal ion binding; ubiquitin-protein transferase activity. Bases 286 to 2670 code for a protein of 794 amino acids.